Messenger RNA from Ostrea edulis (European flat oyster), 1230 nucleotides. Its product is annotated as neuronal acetylcholine receptor subunit beta-2-like. The coding region runs from base 1 to 1230 and encodes 409 amino acids. Gene Ontology annotation, cellular component: neuron projection; synapse; membrane. Gene Ontology annotation, molecular function: neurotransmitter receptor activity; extracellular ligand-gated monoatomic ion channel activity; transmembrane signaling receptor activity. Gene Ontology annotation, biological process: chemical synaptic transmission; monoatomic ion transmembrane transport; signal transduction. The transcript has a single exon. Lineage: Eukaryota; Metazoa; Mollusca; Bivalvia; Ostreida; Ostreidae. The record is from RefSeq and is a predicted model, not a curated record.
AUGCAUUCGUAUGCGACAAUAAUUUUCAAUAUAUUUUUGAUUGUCGGUUUAUCAAAACCUGUGCUUGGAUAUUCGGCGGAAGUGGUCAAAAACUUGACAAAAUACAUGUUUGAAACCAACGCAUACGAUAAAACGCUUCGUCCAUCAACAGAUCAAUCAACGGCAACAGAACUAUCUGUGAGUUUCCACUUGAAGAGGAUAAAAAGGCUGGAUGAACUGGAGGAAAAAAUGGUCACUACGGCAUAUCUCACUCUGGAAUGGCGGGACGAAUUCCUGACGUGGGAUCCGACAGUAUUUCCUGUAUACAGAUUACCACUUCCUCAAAACACGGUGUGGAAACCGGAUUUCGUUCUGAAAAACGGAUUCACGGAAUUCAAGGAACUAGGAGGUUCCUUUUAUUACGUCAUGGUCUCAUUUGAUGGAACAGUAACCUGGAAGCCUUACCAGGUGUUUGAAUCUCAGUGUUCUAUAGACGUUACUUAUUUUUCAUUCGAUACCCAAACCUGCGACAUUGUUUUUACAUUGUGGUCACAUUUUCAGAACCAAGUGGAAAUAAGACCUCUUAAUGAUGACAUUGAAUUGGUUCAGUAUCAAGGCAACAGCAUUUGGGAAAUCACAUCUACUAGCCAAAUUGUAGAUAAUUCUAGAAGUAAUGCUGACAUCACUUUCAAUCUCCGUUUGAAACGGAAGCCAUCACAUUUCGUCGGAAAUAUUGUUCUACCCAUUUUAUUUCUUGGAAUCCUAAAUAUACUUGUGUUCGUCAUCCCUGCCGAUGCUGGAGAGAAGAUGUCGUACUCUAUUACAGUAGCGCUUGGAUUCAUGGUAUUUCUGACGAUCAUCAGUUCGGAACUGCCUGCAAACUCGGACACCACUCCAUACCUCACGUCUUACCUACAGAUUCAGAUCAUCAUGGGAGGAAUAGCUCUGAUAGUUUCCUCACUGCAGCUUCGCUUACGAAAUAACGAUGAAGGUCAAAAGGUCAAUGCAUUUUUUCAAUUGAUUGUAAAAUUGUCGCCGCGUUGUCAAGUCAGGAAACGUAAGAAUAUGAAUGUAGACACUGUCGUUCGCCUUGAUGAUAUAAAAGAGAAUAAACUGGUCCAUGAUGACGGGGAGGACCAGGUUACUUGGAAUGACGUCUCCUCUGCGAUAGAUUUUCUUAUGUUUGGUGUCUAUUGUUUGGCUUACUUCAUUACUUCAGCUUCUGUGGUAGCCAUAAUGAAUGGCGGGUAG